This is a messenger RNA of Carcharodon carcharias (great white shark), 767 nucleotides long. RefSeq names its product ferritin, lower subunit-like. Gene Ontology annotation, molecular function: ferric iron binding; ferrous iron binding. The transcript is spliced from 4 exons. The record is from RefSeq and is a predicted model, not a curated record. Gene Ontology annotation, cellular component: cytoplasm. Bases 59 to 586 code for a protein of 175 amino acids. NCBI's taxonomy places the organism in Eukaryota, Metazoa, Chordata, Chondrichthyes, Lamniformes, Lamnidae. Gene Ontology annotation, biological process: intracellular iron ion homeostasis; iron ion transport.
AGCUCAGGCAGUCUCCUGUGGUGACUGACCGAAGUGGCAGGCAGAGCUUAUUGUGCGAAUGAUGCAGUCUCAGGUGAGACAGAACUUUCACCCCGACAGCGAGACAGCCAUCAACAAAGUCAUCGGCCUCGAGUACUACACAUCAUACGUGUACCUUGCCAUGUCUUUCUAUUUUGAACGGGAUGAUGUUGCACUGGAGAACUUUGCAAAGUUUUUCCACAAGUUGUCGGAAGUCGAACGUAAGCAUGCUGAAGAGCUGAUCAAAUAUCAGAAGGAAAGAGGGGGUCGAAUCCAGCUGGAGAGUAUCGAGAAACCGGAAAGGCAAGAGUGGAGGAACGGGCUGGAAGCCACUCAGUACGCACUCGAAUUACAGAAAAUCAUCAACGAGUCUCUCCUAGACCUGCAUCACCUGGCUUCCGAUAAGCAGGACCCUCAGAUGUGUGGUUUCCUCGAAUCCAAUUUCUUGACCAGCGGCGUGGAAAUCAUGAAGAAGCUGGGAGAUCACAUCACAACCCUCAAGAAGUUGAGCAAGGGGCAGAUGAGCGGCAUGGGCGAGUACCUGGUGAAUAAACACACCCUUCCAUGAAGGGGUUUGACUGUGAGAACGCCGGGUCUCUCUCUGUAACCUCCCUCCCUCAUGGGCAGGGUUGAGUAUCAAAAUAUUUUACACUGAAUGUCCAGGUUGGUAAAGAAAUGCGAACUGGAGGGAAAUGUUUGUCCCAGGAGCAAGACUGUCGAUAUUAAGUAAUAAAUAACUUUACAGAAAA